Messenger RNA from Brassica rapa (field mustard), 929 nucleotides. Its product is annotated as psbQ-like protein 3, chloroplastic. Gene Ontology annotation, biological process: photosynthesis; photosynthetic electron transport chain. NCBI's taxonomy places the organism in Eukaryota, Viridiplantae, Streptophyta, Magnoliopsida, Brassicales, Brassicaceae. The record is from RefSeq and is a predicted model, not a curated record. Gene Ontology annotation, cellular component: photosystem II; photosystem II oxygen evolving complex; chloroplast. Gene Ontology annotation, molecular function: calcium ion binding.
UUAUGGCUAAAGAUUCAUAUAGUUGAAUAUCAUCAUUACAUCAACAAGUAAAUAUGUAGAAAAAUUCAUACUUUCUACAAGUUGAAAAAAACAUUCGAGGCAUUUUCCUUUUAUUAUUCAAUUUGCAAAAAUACCAUCUUGCAUAAAACCUACAAAAUGACAUUCCAUUAUUUCUUACAAUUUUAGCCUCAACACUAUCUUCUUCUCCUCUACAAUCCUGAUUUGUGCUCACUCAAACAGAAAGACAUGGCACUCUCAAAGCCACCACCACAACAUUUUAGUCCCUUUAACAAUCCAAAUCCUCAUCUAGAAACUGCGGCUUCUACCUUGACAUUCUCUACUGAUUCAUCAAGAAGAAUACGAAGAGACGUUCUUCUCUCAGUCUCAGGAACAAUAAUCCCUCAACUGUUUCUCCUUGACCUCAAACGCUCUUCCUCCGCAAGUGCUGCUGACCUUUUCAGCUUCCUGGCACCACAACCCGAGCCCGUACGCACUGUCGAGAUGGCUAAGGAAGGAUUAAGAAAAAAUGGGGAAAAUAUAAAAAAGAUAAAAGAGAUAAUGAUAGAAAAUAAGAGGUGGAAAGAAGGAGGGAAAGAGAUAAGAAGAAGUGCAUCAAACAUGAAACAAGAUUUGUAUUUAAUCAUCCAAGCAAAGCCUCCCAAGGAUAGACCUCUUCUUAGGUCGUUCUAUUCAUCUCUGUUCAGUACUAUCACCAAGCUGGAUUAUGCAGCAAGAGAUGGGGAUGCAACUAAAGUAAUGGAGUACUACAAGAGCAUUGCUGCGAUACUCGAUAAUAUUUUUACUCGAAUUUAAAUGCAAUCAACAUAUUAAUGAAGAAAUUGUCUGAAAUGCCUCACUUUGAAAUGUCACUGUGAAAUCAGUUUGUAAAUUAAUCCCAUUAUUUUGAAAUACCAGCAUUAUUAUUAAGU